GAAGAAGAAGAGGAGGAGGAGGAAGGAGUUGCUGCAGAGAGAGGAGGAGAAGAAGAUGAUGAAGAUGAUGGUGCGGAGCUGAAGAAGAAGACGACCAAACAGAGAGCUGUUGUCUUCACUUCCUCUCCAGACAGGAAGUGUGUUCCAGGUAUUAUUUACCUGGGUCACAUUCCUCCGAGGCUCCGCCCCAAACACCUGAGGAACCUGCUGUCGGUGUUUGGAGAGAUCGGACGCAUCUUCCUCCAACCUGAAGAUGGCCAGGUGAGGAGGAGGAAGAGGAGGUCUGGGUUGAGGAGGUGUGACUUCACUGAAGGAUGGGUGGAGUUCAGAGAUAAACGAUUGGCCAAGAAGGUGGUGUCUUCUCUCCACAACACGCCUAUGGGAAGCAGGAAACGCCAACGAUUCUCCUCCGACCUCUGGUCCAUCAAGUACCUGCACCGGUUCCAGUGGACUCACCUGAGCGAGCGGCUGGCCUACGAGCAGACGGUCCUCCAGCAGAGACUCAGGACCGAAGUGUCUCAGGCGAAGAGAGAAACCAACUUCUACCUGAACAACGUGGAUAAGAGCUCUCACAUGGACAACCUGAGGAGGAAGAGACAGAGAGAUGGAAUACAGGUGGACGAGAGGACGUGGGACUUCACUCAGCGUCAGACGGAGGAAGAGAUCCAGAUGAAGAAGAAGAAGAAGAAGAGAGACUCUGUUACCCAGAAACACCUGGACAAGGCCUGCCUCAUACAGCAGAAGAGCCAAUCAAACGUCUCACUGCUAGCCAAGAUCUUCAACUCCAACCAAUCAGUGUGACAGCACAGAGACGGCUCAUUGGCUGCUAGACAAGAUUGUUUCCAUGGAAACAGGAGGCAGAUUGUAGUGCACUGGUGAUGACAUGCCCAUCUUCACCAACCAAUCACAGGCCAGUCUGAGCAGGGGGCGGAGCCUUCUGAAUUCUGUUCCCAACUUAACCAGUUAGUUAAGGCCUUAACGAGCUCAUUAACCAGUUAGUUAAGGCCUUAACGAGCUCGUUAACCAGUUAGUUGAGGCCUUAACGAGCUCGUUAACCAGUUAGUUAAGGCCUUAACGAGCUCGUUAACCAGUUAGUUAAGGCCUUAACGAGCUCGUUAACCAGUUAGUUAAGGCCUUAACGAGCUCGUUAACCAAUUAGUUAAGGCCUUAACGAGCUCGUUAAGUCGUGUGUGUGUGUGUGUAUACACACAUAUAACAUUUAUCAUGUAUUUUAUUGCAUGAAGCGCUAUUGCUUGUAUGAAAAGAAUAAAGAGUGAUAUUGAC
This is a messenger RNA of Anarrhichthys ocellatus (wolf-eel), 1284 nucleotides long. It is a transcript of the gene abt1, whose product is annotated as activator of basal transcription 1. The annotation marks the transcript as partial. Gene Ontology annotation, biological process: endonucleolytic cleavage in ITS1 to separate SSU-rRNA from 5.8S rRNA and LSU-rRNA from tricistronic rRNA transcript (SSU-rRNA, 5.8S rRNA, LSU-rRNA); endonucleolytic cleavage to generate mature 5'-end of SSU-rRNA from (SSU-rRNA, 5.8S rRNA, LSU-rRNA); endonucleolytic cleavage in 5'-ETS of tricistronic rRNA transcript (SSU-rRNA, 5.8S rRNA, LSU-rRNA). Gene Ontology annotation, molecular function: RNA binding. Gene Ontology annotation, cellular component: nucleolus. NCBI's taxonomy places the organism in Eukaryota, Metazoa, Chordata, Actinopteri, Perciformes, Anarhichadidae. The transcript is spliced from 4 exons. The record is from RefSeq and is a predicted model, not a curated record.